Molecule: messenger RNA, 4454 nt
Organism: Oppiella nova
Lineage: Eukaryota; Metazoa; Arthropoda; Arachnida; Sarcoptiformes; Oppiidae
Source: the annotation of a GenBank genome assembly
UUGAGUAUUGAAUGAGAGACUGAUUUGAAUGCAAAUAAUGGUAUCAUUGAAGCGAUGAUAACAAUGAGAGACGUGAACACCAGUUAUAUAAACAAUACGCCGAACACUAUCACCAAUCAUGGACUCAAUCCAGAGGAUCCAUUAGUGUCAUCAUUAUCUCUGCCGACGAGUCAGUACGUCAAGAGGUGUGUCAUCAUCCAGAAGGACGAGAAUGGCUAUGGCCUGAGGGUUAGCGGAGAGUCACCCGUCUAUGUGGACAGUGUCCGAGAAGGAGGCGCCGCCUGGAGAGCCGGUGUGAGACCCGGCGAUGAGAUAAUCAAAGUAUCGGGAACUCUGGUCACUCGUCUACAUCACGGAGAAGUGGUGCGAAUGAUACAGAACUGCGGGUCAUAUGUGGGGCUCACUCUGCUCGGCAUGAAGACACCGCCCGCGCAGAACAUGGCCGCCAAAGCCAUUCAGAUCACUGCACCCCAACCCCCGUCCGAGAGCACCCAACAGGCCUACGACGAGACCAAAGUGGAGAUCAUAAAGGAGGCGAUCCGUCGUCAGAAGGAGUACUUGGAGAAGGCGACGGCCAAACUGCAAAGGGAUCCCAAGGACACGAAGAGCCAACUGGAGAUCGACAAGACGAAGACGAGUAUCAUUAAGCUGGAGAAGGAGAUCGAGAAAAUGACUUUCGAUGCGAGCCGACAGCGGCACACGUCGAUGAGCGCCGAGAACCUGACGACCGGCGCGUCCAACGACCCCACGCUCGCCGCCGCCAACUCUAACGCGAAGAAAUCGCAUUCGUUUGGUCAGUACGACACGAGAGCACCCAUUAUGAACAUGGAGUCCGACGAUGAGAACGACGACUACACCAAUAAUAAUAACAAUAACGGCAGUAAUAAUCGACGGAACAGUAGUUUAGUGGCCAAUUCCAAGACUCAUUACCCGGAUGUGAACGAUAUCCCCAAGAGUGUGGAGCAACUGCACGGACAUAGCCUGCAAAUGACGCGUUUCCUUCUGACCCAAGACCUCAAACCGCACGCAUUGCUCUUCCAUACGAUGGCCGGACAUGUAUUCCCAUUAGUGGCGCAGUCGUCGCACGCGAGUCGGAAGUCAGUGCAGCGGCUGGCCUGGCAGAUAGCCUGCACGUGGCUCAUGAACGACUCGCCCCUUACGUUCGCCGACUUUCCCGCCGACUCUUUGGACAAAUUUGCCACAACUCUCGAGUCGAGUCACACAUCGCUGGACACACUAUUCGAGCCGUUCUUCGAACUAACCCGUGAUAUACUGACAGAACAGUUAGAGUCGUGGCGUCAGGCGGUGACCAUAGGUCUGGCGCCGCCCACGAUGGCCACCGCCAAAGAGGAACUCCACGCGACCAUCGAUUUGGUGCUGAACGAGUCGACGGCCAUCCGUGAUCUGGAACAGGCGGUCGACGCCUUCAUUGCCCGCGCGAACGUCAACAACGCGUCCACUCUGGCGGUGGUGACGGGACUCCUAACCAUCGGUCACUUUGUGUUCGCCUGUCCGUCGAAACAUCUGCUGUUAUCGCAAACCAACUCAAAGACAUCACAACCAGUAAAUCCGGUGCUGAAGUUGUCUAUAGAUCACCACUCGAUGUCUAAGAAGCAGCACAAGAGAGCGAUCUCUUUGCAGAAUCGGAACCAAAUCCCCGGUUAUGUGGAAGCGGGCCAUCACUUCAACGCAACGCACGAGUUAACGAAACCGAUCUACUGUUCCGGGUGUUUGUGUCCCAUUUGGGGCACAUUUGGCUUGACGUGCGCUCACUGCCAGAUGUCUGUCCACAACUGGUGUAUGAAGAGCGCCGCGUCGAACAACCCGUGUCCCGGCCCGCAGUCAGACAACCAAUCAAACGAAACGACACCAUCGUUGAGACCGGGGAAGAAGAGUCGGCGCUGGAAUUCAGACAGAUAUACGAUACUCGAUAUGAUCAAGAAGACGGUUGCGCCCAACCAUCCCGAAUACAACACUCCGCCACUCAUCUCCUCGUCCACCUCUUCCUCUGACGACGAGGACGACGACGUCACAACUGGAGUCACAUCACAGACAUUGUCAGCCACUGGUGACACUCAGGCAUCACACAAGUCCACGACACCGACGCCUCCACACACUAUAUCUCGUAGCGAAUCGUUUAAACAACGGCCUAACGCACAGCACGCGAUCGCAAUAAACAAUAUGCCUUUCCAUUACUUAUGCCUUUCCAAUAUGCCUUUCCAUUACUUCCAUUACCCGCUGACAACCCAUUUGUUAUCACGCAAAACCCAACCGUCAUAUCGGAAGCGCAGUGACCCGGCGCUCACCACAUCCCAUACAACUCUGGCCAACAACACACUCACCCACGACUUGAACUCCACUCCAGAAAUCUCUGGAUCGCCGACCUCGACAUCGCCCGGCAAUUGGCAGAUAUCGUCGUCCGAGGACGAGGACGACCCCAGUCAGGCCGAUGCCCAUCAACAGCACACGGGCGCCACCGGUACGCCCACCGGUUCAGUCACACCACAGCACACCAUCGACGAGGACACACCGCCCCCAUUGCCACCGCGACCCCCGUCCGAGAAACGGAGACAAAUUCGCAACGAAAUCAUUGAGUCGGAGGAGCGGCACGUGGAGGUCCUUAAGUUCAUUCACCACGUCUUCUACAAACCGCUCCAAAAGGACGGCUUAUUAACGGCGGAACAGUUGUCGGCCGUCUUCUCGAACACGAAGAAGUUGAUGAAAAUCCACAAUAAAAUCUACAAAACGCUUAAAGCGAUCAAUAAGUCAUUCGAGCAAUCAGUUUGUGAUAUAUUUUGCGGUCCAUUGGGCUCACAGUUGGAGGACGAGGCGAGCGUUUUCUGCACCCGACACAAGUUGAACGGUUUGGACACAUGGAGGGCGCGCAAGAAGGACUCGCGACUCAAGAACUUUCUCGACCCCGAGCUCCGCAUGAAAGGCAUUCCCGACUGUCCGCUCGCCAGACUCUCGCUCGAAGACCAUUUGGCGUCCGUUUUUCAGAGACCACUGCGAUAUCAACUACUACUCGAUCGACUACUUCAGGCGACGCCAUCCGAUUCCAUAGAGUAUCAGCUCAUCGCCCGAGCGCUGGCCCGGAGUCGAGAGAUUGGCUCCAAAGUGAACGAAGAGACGCGAAGGGCUGAGUCUCGGCAACGGCUCAGUGAUAUUAAACGCAAGACAGACAUCGCACAGAACCUGACCCUCGACUUCACCGAUCAGAACCUCGUACACGAGGGGCCCCUGACCUGGAGGAUCACCAAACAGAAGUGGGUCGACGUCUGGCUAAUACUGACGGAUAAGAUUCUAGUGAUCCUAACGCGCGACUCGAGCGAUAAGUUUACGCUUAAGUAUCACACGAACCCCUCGCAGAAGACUAAUUCGAUGAACAAUAAGACACAGUACUCGCCGAUUGUCUUAUUGCACGACCUCUUCACGCGAGACGUGGCCACAGAUCCGACCGCUUUCUUCCUCAUAUCCACCGAUCAGGACGUGUUCUACGAGUUCGCGGCCGCGACUCCUAAGGACAAGAAGCAGUGGCAGGAGUCCAUCCACAGCACUACCUUCAGUGCCAACAAAACCACUCAACACGUCAUCAAACUUAAGGACCUCACGUCUCAGCCCAGCGCUGACGAGGAGGUUAAACCCAAAGAUGACGAGUUAGUGACCGCCGACAGACCAGAGCUCGCCGACGAGUCCAACACCAGUGCUCUCAGUGAUGACCAAAACAAUAAUAACAGCAGUAAUACAACCCCCGAAGAGCCGCCCAAAGAGGACGCGACUGAACCGCAAGCAACACAACCGCCGAAUCAGUCGAAAGUGGAGGGAAUCAUACGAUAUGUGCGCGAAGACGAGUGCAAACCAGUCCUCAUACCUCCCACUCGAGUCACGAUAUCCACGGAACCCAAUGUGUCGGAAGCGCUGGCCGUCCACUCACCCGAACAUCGCAUCAAAGAAAUCGACGAAAGCGUUAGACAUCUGUUGAAUGAGAAGAGAAAUAUUUUGGCGAAAAUGAGAGGUAUUAAAGAUCAAUACGAGUGGACUGUUGUCAGCGAUUUGGGAGAACACGACGACGUGUCCAGUGCUGCACGAGAGGUGACAUUCUUCGACACUGCAAUGUCUUUAGUGUCAUCCCUGGGCACGGGUGGCUUAACCACCGAUUCGUACGCACCAUUAGUGAGCCUUCGCGACCAAAUCGAUGUCCUUCUGCAGCGCAUAGCUCUCUCGCAAAUAGAGAGCGCGCGGGCCGUUCCCGACAGCGACUCCGCCGCGUAUUUGGGCGCCAAUGAGAGCACCGACGAGACGGCCGUUUACUUUUAGACAUCACACAAAUGUAGUCCACUUUAUAUAUCUGUAAAUAAAUUUAUUUUAUUUGUUGUUAUAAUAAUUAAACAAAUUUUUCCCAUUCAUUAAAUUAAAUCAAAUAAAUGCAAUGAAAUGUUUAUUUGUUCACAAAA